AAUCACUAUUUAUAUUUCAUGACGUCCACCGGCGCUUUUGCGAAGUAGAAAAUUAGUUGGUGAAUUUUGAAAAUAUUUUUAGUAGUAUUAUUCGAAGAGAAUUCUAAGGGAAUACGAAGUUUUUAGCCCGGACUAGGUAGAUGCCAUUGAAGAAAUUUGCAAAAAAUCAGAAUAACCAAAAGAUUACAAAAAUGGAUGAUCCUGAGAAUAAGGCUAAAUCAUUUAUUGAAAAGUUCGUUGGAGACAUCAGUAAAUAUUCCGCAACAAAACAAAUUGCUUUGGGAACAACUAGUGGAUGGGUAACUGGGUUUCUGGCUAUGCGAGUUGGUAAAACUGCAGCCCUUGCACUAGGAGGAGGAAUAAUUUUGCUUGAAAUAGCCAAUGAAAAAGGUUACAUCAAAAUAAAUUGGGACAAAGUACAAAAAAAUCUAGACAAAGUCAGCGAUAAAGUCGAAGAAACAGUCACUGGUCAAACUCCAGGUUGGAUGGACAAGGUCGAAAAAUAUGUGGAUAAACAAGUUGAUAAAGCAGAAAGUACCUUCAAAAGGAAACAAGGGGAAGCCAAGUCAUGGUAUUCAAGAUUAAUGGGGAAUUCCGAAUGCCAACUUAAAGAAGUGCAUAUUUUCUUAGUCUCUUUUGUUGCUGGUAUGGCUAUUGGAAUCGGAACUGCUUGAAUCUAUUAUUGUAAUCAGUAUAUUAUGUUACUAUUAGGAUAAAAACAAAGUAGGACUGUAAUAACUAAUAAUAUUAAAUCAUAUAAAUAAAGUACUUUAAAUAAGUUAUCCUCAUCUGAAUAGUACUGUAAAUUGGAGAGGUUGACCCAAUAUAUUUAUAAAACCAU
This is a messenger RNA of Tribolium madens (black flour beetle), 841 nucleotides long. Its product is annotated as FUN14 domain-containing protein 2-like. Gene Ontology annotation, biological process: autophagy of mitochondrion. The transcript has 4 exons. Lineage: Eukaryota; Metazoa; Arthropoda; Insecta; Coleoptera; Tenebrionidae. The coding region runs from base 141 to 674 and encodes 177 amino acids. Gene Ontology annotation, cellular component: mitochondrial outer membrane. The record is from RefSeq and is a predicted model, not a curated record.